AUGCGUUCAUUAAGUCAAAGAUCCGAAAAUUGUAGAUUUGAAAACAAUGAGAGGACAGCCCUAAUCGGUCAUUUAGACAGAGUUUACUCAAUUGAAUCGACAUUCACUCGACAAUCACUUGAAUGUUCUGAUGUUUGGCGAUUCCGUAAUCAAUCUAAUAGUGCCCAAUAUCUAUCCGAUUCAGCUCAUGGAUCCAGUUGGCUUACCGCAGCAUUCAUACUGGUCAAUGCUGCACUGGGCGCCGGUCUACUCAACUAUCCGGUUGCAUACGAUAGGUUGGGUGGUGUUGUCAGUGCCACUAUCAUACAAUUUGUUAUGUUAGUUAUGCUGGCAUCGACCAUGCUCAUUUUGAUUUAUUGUGCUGACUUCAAUUGUGUCAAUACCUAUCAUGAAGUGUUAGAGUAUAUGUGCGGUCAUAAAGUGCGCCAAUUGUCGGCGCUUUCUAUAAUCAUAACAUGUUUUGGUAUUUGCAUAACAUUUUUGAUCAUAAUUGGUGACCAAUUUGACAGAUUGUUUGCCACCUUUUUCGGACAAUCAUUUUGCUAUCACUGGUAUAUGCAUCGCAUAUUCACUAUUGUGUUAUCAGCUAUAGUGACCAUAUGGCCCAUGUCUUACUUCAAGAGACUAAACUUUUUGAAAUAUACAAACUUGUUAGGUGUUUUCGCUACAUUUUAUAUCAUAUUUUUAAAUGUCUACGAAUAUUAUUAUCUGGAUGUAACUCCCGGUCCCAUUAAGACACGUCCGGCUGAUAUCAUGAAGUUUUUAGCGGCUCUACCAGUCGUAUGCUUUGCCUAUCAAACACACGAAAUAGUUGUUCCCGUUUACGCCUGUCUAUCGACACGAAGCAGAGCUAACUUUACAAAGUCAACACUACUGGCUCUCAGCAUAUUGUUUGUUGUAUAUUGUUUGUCGGGAACCUACGGGUACUAUACAUUUGGUGCGAUCGUUGCGCCCGAUGUCAUGCAAAUGUAUAAUCCGGUCGAUCCUGUAGUUAGCGCCGGUAUUAUAGCCCUGAUUAUCAAAAUGAUCAGCACAUACCCACCCGUUAUAUUCUGUGGUCGGGACACAUUAGUCGGUCUAUUUUGUGGUGAUCCAGAACCGCUUCAUUUUGAUGAGUCCUACAAUAAGUUAGAAUACUGGCGUCGUGUCAUAAUUACAAGUGCCUGGAAUCUACUGGCACUCAUACUAGGGCUGGUAAUACCUAACAUUACUGUGGCUAUCGGUUUCCUCGGCUCACUGGCUGCUUGUAAUGUCUUUGUUUUUCCCGGGCUUUGUAUGACAUCUUUGGCUAAACGCCAAUAUUUGAUUGUCUGGAGAGAUAUAGACCAUUCAAGUGAAGCACCUGUGGGUCGAACUGAUAAUAGCAUACAUAAGUCAAUGAGACACUGGUAUCCCAGACUGUUGUUUAUUUACGGAGUUUUUAUCAUAACAAUCGGUGUUAUCAUGUUUUUUAUAAUCAUCUAUCAGGCGAUCACUGACUUAAAUUCCGACACAAAUCAUCAUAAUUUAUGUCAAUAA
Messenger RNA from Oppia nitens, 1518 nucleotides. Its product is annotated as sodium-coupled neutral amino acid transporter 7-like. The coding region runs from base 1 to 1518 and encodes 505 amino acids. The transcript is spliced from 4 exons. Gene Ontology annotation, molecular function: amino acid transmembrane transporter activity. NCBI's taxonomy places the organism in Eukaryota, Metazoa, Arthropoda, Arachnida, Sarcoptiformes, Oppiidae. The record is from RefSeq and is a predicted model, not a curated record. Gene Ontology annotation, biological process: amino acid transmembrane transport.